AAAGAAAAAUAUGAAGUUGACAGUUGGUAACGUGCUUUUUAAAGAAUCAACAACAGGGGGCGCUAUGAGCUCUGAUAGAGUGCUUCACUUCCGGGAUAAUGACUUGGUGAGAUUGUAACAUCGGUGCCGAACAAAAUCGUUUCCCAGGGUGAUGGGGCCAGACAGUGCCCCAGGUCCAGCCGUGCCCUGGCAGAAGGUGCUGUGGGAGCGCCAGCCGUUCCCUGAUAACUACGUGGACCAGCGGUUCCUGGAAGAAUUACGGCGGAAUGAGGGCAUCCGGCAGUACUGCUACUGGGCUGUGGUGAAAGAAGCAGGCUUUGUGGGACAGCAGCUGUCCUGUGUGGCCAUUUUUAUCACCCUUUGGCUCUACAUGGAGCAGGGUCUGCUGCCCCCUGAGACGCUGUUGUGGACCAGCCUUGUCUGCGCACUGCUGGGUUAUGGACUGCACCAAGCCUUGACGUCUCAAGUCGAAUCAGGCUGUGAGCCCCGGACCCGACUGGCUGACUUACAGAGUGCCGCUAUUUUUCUUUCCUUCACCUUUGGAUUCUCACCAGUUCUAAAGACACUAACAGAGUCUGUGAGCACAGACACAGUGUAUGCCAUGUCUGCUGUGAUGCUGCUGGCCCACCUGGUGUCGUUCCCUUAUGCCCACCCCUCACCCCCUGGCAGCCUCUCCCUAAAUGCAGCCCUGUUUGCCUCAGUGUGUUUAGCCUCAAGGUUACCUGGGGCUCUGCACACCUUCGCCAUGCUCAGCUGUGCCCUGAUGGUGUUUGCCCUGUGGCCCUGCCUGCUACAGAGGUUGAGGGAGAAUGCCCCUAGCCAGUUUACGGGGGUGUGUGUGGGAGUGUGUAUCGGAGGGGUGGGUGGUCUGGGGUCCCAGUCACCAGGGGGAGCAGUGCUCUUAGCCUUGGCCUUAGGGAGCGUUACAUUGCUCUGCCCCCUGCUGCUAGUGAGGCUGCAGAGACACAAGGACAACAUCCAUGGACCCUGGGAUGAGGCUGAGAUUCAUGAGGACCUCAGCCACUUCCUUCAAUAAUGGACAGAGCGAAGAGGAGCGAAUGGUCUAAGCCAACUGAGAAUUUUAUAUGAAUUAAUGUACUGUCAGUCUGCAGUAUUAUGUUGGUGCUGUACAUUUAAACUGACAAAUGCUAACUCUUUUAUCAUUGGUCCACAUCUGUUUUCGACAGCCCUGUUGCAGACAAUAUGAAGAUGGUUUUUAAUGUUCAAGCUGCUAUGCUACAAGUGUUGACUCUCAGAAUUUGUAUGGAAAGUAUCAACUAAUGUGCAAUGCUGACUUACAUUACUGGACACAUUCUGAUGCUGUGCACCAGUUUGCUAUCAGUGAUGUUUUAGUAAUCUGUGGGAGAUGUUCCAUGUGUUAUGGUUGUGUUCAGUGUAUGAAUGGACUGGCGCAUAGUGUUUAACACAAUGUCUUCCAAACGAUGUUAAAAGUAAACAUUAGAAGUACACAUUAAGAUUUUAAAGGGUUUUGCUAUUUAAAAAAAGUGUUUUACCUGGACUACUGUGGAAGUGUAAUACAACAGUAAUGAAAUUAUAGCCUCAAAUUAAUUUUUAAGUUUUACAUGGUGCUCAUUUCAUCUACAUUUUAGACCAGCAAAUUUGUGAAACUCUGAAUCUUGACAGACUACUAAGGUUUCAAGUUGUGUUUUGUAUGGAGGGCCAGUUAGCUUGUCAACAAUUAAUGACAAUAAUGAGAGCUUUUUAGUUUUAUAACCCAGCAGCUCCUUUCUAAUAAUGUGGUAUUACACAGGUAAACCUGAGAGUACAAGCAGCUCCUGUUGAUCAUACAGGGCAGAAAACGGCUGCAGUGCUGCCCCGUGGACGUGCUGCUCUCGCGGGAGUGUCAGCUACGUUGCAGUCCCGGCCGCACCCCGAUCAGUGACGUCACAAUGGCGUUGCCAGUUAAUGAAAAACGCCUGUGGAAAUUAUCACGCUGCUAAAAAACCUUUCAGCCCAUAGAGAGCAGCACAGCGGCAGUUUUCUGCCCUGUCAGAUUUACUUUUGAUGAGUACCACUGAGUACCACUCCGUGCCACUCACUCUACCUUUUGUUCAGCAUGCAUUGUGAGGAAGACUGGAAUUGUUGUAGCUAAUGUUUAUUUUUAUUUUGUUUGUUUUUGUUUCAAUACAUUAAAGACCAGCUAACGUUA
Molecule: messenger RNA, 2170 nt
Organism: Siniperca chuatsi (mandarin fish)
Lineage: Eukaryota; Metazoa; Chordata; Actinopteri; Centrarchiformes; Sinipercidae
Gene: pigc
Product: phosphatidylinositol glycan anchor biosynthesis, class C
Exons: 3
Coding region: 152-1036 (294 amino acids)
Biological process (GO): GPI anchor biosynthetic process
Cellular component (GO): glycosylphosphatidylinositol-N-acetylglucosaminyltransferase (GPI-GnT) complex; membrane
Source: RefSeq, a predicted model, not a curated record